AGUUGAAAGUCAUAUGACAAAUUAAUCAAGUGUAUUAAAUGGCGCAAAACAUAUCAUUAUGUAAGUACAGGCUCCUGACAGGCAACAGAAUGUCAAGUUCGAAUCAAUUUCAUAUUUAUCAGAAACCAAUGAGCUAUUUGACUGAUAAUCCACAUUGAUUUCCGAUUGAAAUUUUUGUCCCAAAAGCGCAUCAUUUUGUUACGAGUUCCUUCUACUGGCAAUUAAUUAGCUAACUUACUGAUUAGGCAUGGAAAAGUCGAAGUUUCGUUAAAUUAUCAAUAACUUUUGUGACUUACUUUAAUUUGCCAUUCAAAAUCUAACAGUAACGACAGUAACAACGUGAAAAAUGCAAAUAUUCAACCCGAAAACAAAUAGUCGGUCUAUGAAAAAUUAUUAAAAUUAUCAGCACUACGAACACAAUUCCAUGGUAUUUGUUAUAUUGUAUAAUUCGAAUGCUGUGUCGCUAGGAGAGUAAUAGAAAACCUGAGAAAAAAAUGACAAGUAUUUACUUAAGACAAAUAGCUAAAAUGGAAAAAAAUGUGUCUAUUAAAACGACACUGCGGUAGUUCAAAAUGGUAUACGCAUUGUCUGAAAUUCAAUGAUUGCAAUUCAAAUAAAACUCUUAUAAAAUCAAAAAUAUUGGACGCAGCGCUUUUAAUACGGUUAAUUUCAGUCAAAGAAUAACAAAACUCUGCAUCUUGGUUAAUUUUCAAACAAAUCUCCCGUGAAGUUAUUAAAAAUUCAUCAAUGGAAGGCGUUUACUGGGCGGUCACGCCGUCUUAAACGAGCGGUUUAUAAAUAAGCCAAUGACAGCUCUUUGUUUACAUUAGCAGCCAAUCGUAUGUUUAUAAAUAGAUUCCCGCUGAGUAAGAACGCCCACGUGAGCUGAAGAAGAAAACUGUUCUCCGUCCCUGUCUUAUCCGGUACAUCCGCUCACUACCCGUCCAUUAUAUAUUUAAAACAAAACACUUUAUGAAAAAGUCAGAUAAUUUAUUUAAUUGAGAUUAUCCGAGUAUCCUUUUGACAAGCGUCAGUUGAAAUUGGAAAUUCACUGGGACAUGAAAUUAAAACUCGAAUGUAGCACACAGGUGUGCGUUUCAAGUGUUCAAAUUACACACGGUUUGAUAAGUAAUUCAUAUAACGGGGGAUCGUAAUAAAAUCCUAAAAUCCAAUUCAUUAUUGAAGUUUUCACACUUAGAAUAUAUUUGAAGAAAAAAUGAAUUAAUUUAGCUCGCAUAAGAAUCAGUGAGAAAGUGUUUCUUCUUCUACUGUCUACAGGAUAUGUCUAUGUUUUCAUCAAAUAAUUUGAAAUGAAGAACUUUUAUAACAAUAAACAUAAGUAUUCCAAAUCGAGUAAAAAAUAUCCAGCAAUCUUUCUUGGAAGGAAAUAGAAUAGUGCAAGAAUCGAAGUGAACUGAAAGACUGAAUUUGUAAAAGUGACGCACUCCGUUUAUAAGAGUGAAAGUGUGACUUUUAUAAAAGAAACAAGUUUACUUUGGCGUGUUUCUGCAACGCGAACGUGCCGAAUCAGUUAGCUGUGAUCCUCCAUUGGGCUGACGUUAUCAACUAGAACUUCAGGAGCGAAACGGUUACGGAGUCUUUUCUAAACAAGUUCUCCUUUACAGAACGUGCCUGUUUGACGGUUAGGGAAUUUCAACUUGAUUCACAGACCCAAGACAAAACGUGCCGUCGAUUGGAACUAAGCGACUUAACGUGAGAUCAGAAUUGUAGAAAAUGAAUUGACACCCAGUUAUUACUGUUGAUACGUGUUGUUUUGGUGUUUCUUAAAUUUGAUUUAUUGGACCUUGUUAUGUAAGGCGGAACUUAUAUAAAAUGAAGGAUAAAUCAAAGAACGCCGCACGUACACGGCGAGAGAAAGAAAAUGCGGAGUUUUAUGAACUGGCGAAAAUGCUGCCCUUACCAACCGCCAUAACUAGUCAGCUGGACAAAGCUUCAAUAAUCAGACUGUCUACAAGUUAUCUUAAAAUGAGGACAGUUUUCCCUGAUGGUUUAGGUGACCAAUGGGGAUGUGUGCCUUCCAAACAUAGAACUCCUUUGGAACGAGAACUUGGUUCUCACCUUUUACAGACUCUAGAUGGUUUUAUUUUUGUUGUUGCACCAGAUGGGAAAAUUAUGUACAUCUCUGAAACAGCUUCUGUACAUCUUGGUUUGUCUCAGGUCGAGUUAACUGGAAGCUCGAUUUAUGAAUACAUCCAUCCCAAUGACCAUGAUGAAAUGGCAGCCAUUCUUACAAUGCAACAACCGUGUAGUCCUCAUGUUAUACGAGAUUUUGAAGUAGAAAGGUCUUUCUUUAUCAGAAUGAAAUGUGUUCUUGCCAAACGAAACGCUGGUCUCUGCUCGGGUGGAUACAAGGUAAUACAUUGUAGUGGUUACCUGAAGGUCCGGCAAUGUCCGGUGGAGAUGUCGCCAUAUGAAACCUAUCUACAGAAUGUCGGCAUGGUGGCUGUCGGUCACUCCCUACCUCCCAGUGCAAUCACAGAAAUUAAAAUGUUCAAUAACAUGUUCAUGUUCAGAGCUAGUCUUGAUCUUAAACUUAUUUUCCUGGACGCCAGGGUGGCACAGCUAACCGGGUACGAGCCCCAGGAACUUAUAGAGAAAACAUUAUACCAUCAUAUACAUGUGUGUGAUAUCAUGAAUAUGAGAUUCGCUCAUCAAACAUUAUUAAUGAAAGGUCAAGUUACAACACGUUACUACAGGUUUAUGUGUAAAGAUGGCGGCUGGGUUUGGGUACAAAGUUAUGCUACAAUUGUUCAUAACAGUAGAUCAUCUAGACCACAUUGUAUAGUUAGUGUCAACUAUGUUUUAAGCGAUGUAGAAGCAGCCAAUUUACAAACCCAUAUAGAUCAAGCAGGCCAUAAAGAGGUAUCAGAGUUUGCUGUACACGACCGUCAUAAACUUGGUAAAUCUAGAACACCCAAGUCCAAACAGAGACAGUCACCAUACCCGUCACUUCCAGAAACUAGAGAUUACCAAACAGAAUUUGAACAUGGAUUCAAGGGUGAUAUAGACAUAGUAAAUCCAAUACAGGGCUUUCAGGGUAUUUCCUACUCACCUACGUUACUGAACAAUCCCCAUGAUGCAUUGCUCGAACGUUAUAAUGCAUUGUAUUCCAGUCACACUGGGUCGAACAUGGGACCACAUGCAUUUAAGGAUUGUGUUUACAGCUAUCCAUCUCAGCAGCCUCAUUUUGAUAGCGGACAAUAUAGGGUUGGUUGUGAUGAUGCCUUUACUCCAAGAGAUUCUGCAGAGUUUCUUCAUCUUCAUACAAACGCUGAUGAAGAACCUAAACUGAAUGAAACUAUUCAUUUGACACCGUUAGCUCGUGAAAUUAGAUCAAACGGAACAUGUUCUAGAAGCAGCAGUCGUGGUGAGUCAUUCGGAACACCUCUGCUGCAAGAAGUGCCAAGCAAUAGAUCAGAAUCGUCAGUAUCUGAUGUUGAUGUUCUUUCUGAAGAUAUUGAUGUUUCCAAAACAGACAAUCUGAAAACUGCAAAGACUAAAGAGUGUCAAAAUGUGCCAACAGAAUCAGUUCAACAAUCCGUCAUUAUGAGAAUGCCAAAUCAGAGUCAGUCACCGUAUUCAUUGUCACCUAGAUACAGUUGUGAUUUCAACAAAUCAAAUUUGUCGAAAUCACCACGCGCACAUCACGCGGAAGUGUUAAAAUAUCCGUCCGAGACGGAAAAUAGUCCAAAUUCAAACUUUUUUGUAGAUGAUAAUACGGAGAAAUUUUACGAUGGGAUUAAACAAUUUAGUGCAAAGGGAUUUGGAGAUGAUCCACUAAUGCAAUGUUUAAGGAGCGGGUAUACCCCUUACGAAGGUUAUAAUCAGGGUGGUCUGUACACGGGCACGGGGCUUCAACCUAAACCAUACAAUGUUGUACCUCAAGCUGGAUAUACCAGCGUCAUAGUCGAUACCAACCAGUAUCAGAUGGCAAAUGGUUUCGUUCAUUAGCUGUUUCUUUCUUACAAAUAUUCAAGAUUGUUUACUCUCGAUAAAUGUGCUCCCAUGUAUUACUGUUAGACAAAGUACACAAUCUUAUUAUACUUUUCUAAAAUGUAUGUUUUGGAUAUGGUAUAAAAAUGUAAUUUUGAUAGACAAGUUAUUUCUUUAAAAGAAACAACACUUGCUUAUCUCUGUGACACAGGUCUAAGAUGUUUAUAUUUUCAUUAAAGUAAAGAAAAUUUGUACUUUUAUAAUUAUAUAGAAUUUUAUAAAAAAGACAUUUUCAAAAUUUCAGACCAUUUCCCCCAGAAAGUCUUUACGAAUACUUACAAACAAUAAUGUAAAUGGUUAAGUUCCAAUAAACCACACAAAUAUUACUCUUUCCUAGAUUGAUGUAAGGAUUGUCUCCUUUUAGAAAAAGUCGUUAAUGUCAUAUUUAAGAAUAUUCUUAGAAGGUGAAAAUGUUUGUCAGGGAUGAGGACAGUUGUAUUUCUUUCAGACAAAUUUUGCUAUUAUCAGUACACAUAUUCAUUUUCUAGAACCGGAUGAGAGUGGCUUUCUUUGGCUACACACAACACCGUUAAAGGUACAUUAUGCCUCAGAAAUUCAUUUUUAAUAAUUUUUUUAGAAAUGUCAAACAUGUGUUUAAUAACGUUCUUAUAAUUGAUUUAGAGCAUGUAAGACGUUUAACAGCUGAAGACAGUAGCGCUGAAUGUGCAGUACUGUAGUCAUCUAUAUGACAAAUAUGUACUUUUUGGAAACUAUAACAGGAUACCAAAGAAAAAAAGUGUUUUUGCUUUUAAGAAAUAAAAAUGGUAGCAUUUCGGAAUCAUAAUGUAAUGGGCCUUUAAAGGAAAGUACAGCCGUAAUAACAAUUUAAGGGAUAAUUCACAUGAAAUAUUUAGAGCAUUGUGUGGGGGGUAUUUUACUAUUACAAUAUAUAUCAAGAACAGCAAGCAUUUUCAUUCUGUGAUAAAAAGGGACAUCGUAUAUUUAAAGUGAAUAAUGUAUAAAAAGCUCAAAAAAUCUACGUCGGAAAUAACAUCAAUACUAUCUAAUUAAAAAUAUACUUUGGCCAAUAGCUAAAACGGGAAAUAGCAAUAAUUUUAACGUGAAAUGAAAUAAAGGUAAUUUCCUGUGUUAUUGAAAUUAAUUUGAUAAAUACUGAAUACGACUUUGAUUGAAGCUUGAUAGAAAUGAAAAUUAAUUUCUUAAAAAAACUGAGUGCUUACUAGUCAGUGGCAGUGUUUAAUAUGUAGAAUUAAGUCUACAGUAAAAUUACUGAUAUAUACAUGUAUUACAGUAGUACGUUUUAAAACAAAAUAUGUGAGAAUUAAGCAUAUGUUAUUAUUAAGAUAAAAAUGUUUUAAUCCAUUGUUGAGUAUGGUUAAAAUUGCAUUUUUUAACCAAAUAAGUAAUAAUAAAUGUGGGUAUUUUGUAAUAUUUGAAUUUAUACGUUUACUAGAACAAUCUCGGGUGUCAGGGGGAUACAUUAAUGUAUCAUCAGCUUUUAUAUAUCUAUUGUAAUUGCCAAAAAAAAGAGAAACAAACAAAUAACAGUACUGGUAUCUAUUUUUCUGUUUUCUAGAUCUAAAAAAUUAUUUUUGUAACCCGAAUAACUCCCAAUGCUUGUAAAUGUUUUGUUUCCAUUUUAUUUCAAAGACACGAAUACUUUGAAUACAUAAAUAGUAUAUGUGUGUUUAUUGUCUGCCUGCAGUUUACUAUUCUCUAUCUUGAUCUAAACAGGAAAAAAAACAUACAGAAUAAGACCAAUAUUUUUUUCUGUCCAGUUUAUGUGUGUUAUAUAAUUACUGGUGAAACAAACCUGUGUUAGCCAACCACCUGCCAAUGAAAACCUAGUAUACCGAUUUAUAAAAAAUGACGUUUUACAUAUAAAAUAUGCUAUUGUCUGUAUACAUAUAUAUUACUUGUAUGAAAUCAGAGUAACAAUCAGAGAGCCAUGUUUUGUUGUGUGUAUCACGUGUCUAUAGCUGUGUUUAUUUAUUCAGUGGUGCUAAUAUGCAUAAAAUUAUCAUUUUAAAAUGAGUAAUUUAUUUGUUACAGAUCAUUCUAUGAAAAUUGUUUAUAAAUAAAAGAAAUAAAACUUGAACAACUA
Messenger RNA from Ruditapes philippinarum (Manila clam), 6079 nucleotides. RefSeq names its product single-minded homolog 2-like. Gene Ontology annotation, biological process: regulation of transcription by RNA polymerase II. Gene Ontology annotation, molecular function: protein dimerization activity; DNA-binding transcription factor activity, RNA polymerase II-specific; RNA polymerase II transcription regulatory region sequence-specific DNA binding. The record is from RefSeq and is a predicted model, not a curated record. Gene Ontology annotation, cellular component: transcription regulator complex; cytoplasm; nucleus. The coding region runs from base 1834 to 3972 and encodes 712 amino acids. NCBI's taxonomy places the organism in Eukaryota, Metazoa, Mollusca, Bivalvia, Venerida, Veneridae. The transcript is spliced from 10 exons.